AAUGAGGGCUUCUCAGAAGAUCAGGGAGCCGCCAUUUCAUACUUCACCACACCCAUGAAGUAGACGAGAUUUGUAGGGUCGUGCGUAUUGCUUGUGUACGGUGGGUUUGAAGGGUUCGUGUAAACGGACCCUAGUACAAGGAAAAAUCAAGCUGGAACUGAUGGAAUUAGAGAAUAUCGUUGCUAACACCGUAUAUCUGAAAGCUAGAGAAGGUGGCGCUGACAGCAACAAAGGAAGGAGUAAAAAAUGGAAGAAGAUAUUACAGUUUCCACACAUAUCACAUUGUAUAGAUAUAAAAACCAGAAUAGAUGUUCAAUACAAUUACGUUGUUGAACAACAACCAAUAGGACGGCUCCUAUAUCGACAGUACUGCGAAACCAAGCCUCAUUAUCGGAAAUGUAACGACUUCUUAGACGAAGUGGCAAAUUAUGAAGUGACUCUGGAUGAGUAUAGACAAGAAGUUGCUCAAGAUGUCUUUUCCAAAUACCUCACACCCGAGUCCAGCGAAUAUGUUGAUGUAGUCAAUGAAGACCGGAUUGAAAGAUGCAAAGAAAACCUACAGACAGCCAGCAAAGAACUAUUUUUUGAAUGUGCCAGUGCAGUGAAAGAUUACCUAGCUGGACAACCAUUUCAGGAGUUUGAGAACAGCAUGUACUUCCUCCGAUACCUUCAGUGGAAAUGGUUAGAAAGCCAACCAGUGACAGCCAAAACUUUCCGAAUGUACAGAGUGUUGGGAAAAGGUGGGUUUGGAGAAGUGUGUGCUUGCCAGGUGCGUUCUACGGGGAAGAUGUAUGCAUGUAAAAAGUUAGAGAAGAAGCGUUUGAAAAAGAGGAGAGGAGAGUCUAUGGUUCUCACAGAAAAGCAGGUUCUUCAGAAAGUCAACUCGAGGUUUGUGGUUAGUUUGGCCUAUGCAUACGAGACAAAAGAUGCUCUUUGUCUUAUCCUAACGAUCAUGAAUGGGGGAGAUCUGAAGUUCCACAUCUACAAUAUGGGCCGAGAACCGGGGUUUCACGCGGACAGGGCAAGGUUUUAUGCUGCUGAAGUGACUCAAGGGCUGGAACACUUGCAUACACACGGGAUUGUUUAUAGGGACCUAAAGCCAGAGAAUAUACUUCUUGACGACCAUGGUCACGUAAGGAUAUCCGAUCUUGGUUUAGCUGUAGAGAUUCCAGAAGGAGAGACAGUUAAAGGGAGGGUUGGCACAGUAGGAUAUAUGGCUCCUGAAGUGAUAGACAAUGAAAGGUAUACCUACAGUCCUGACUGGUUCAGCUUGGGUUGUCUUAUUUAUGAAAUGAUAGAAGGACGGGCACCAUUUCGGGCUAGGAAGGAAAAAGUUAAACGAGAAGAGGUGGAGAGGAGAGUGAAAGAAGAUGCAGAAAAAUAUUUCAGCAAAUUUCGAGAAGAAUCCAAGGCAAUCUGUCAAGCUCUGCUCAAAAAAAAUCCAAAGGAGAGGCUAGGAUGCAACAGUGGAAGAUAUGGUGCACAAGAGUUGAAACAGCACCUUUUCUUUCAGUGUAUCAAUUGGAAAAGAUUAGAGGCAGGAAUGCUCGAUCCACCUUUCGUACCUGAUCCUCAUGCUGUGUAUGCCAAAGAUGUGUUGGAUAUCGAGCAGUUUUCCACUGUUAAGGGUGUCAACUUGGAUGCUGCAGAUAGUACCUUCUACGGUCGUUUCAACACCGGCUGUGUCUCCAUACCUUGGCAGUGGGAGAUGAUAGAAACAGAAUGUUUCCAAGAACUUAACCAGUUUGGCCCUAAUGAAACCCCUUCUCCUGACCUCCUGAUUGACCAACCUCCUCCAGCUGAGUCGCAAGGUUGUUUUCCAUUUAGGAAAAAAGAAAGAAAAAAUAUGGCCAAGACAACAAAAUCUAGCAGUAACUUUCAAUUCUCGUCCUCAGACGCCCCUAACUCUUCUAGUGGCGACCCUACGACAACUUUCGCCUCAGGUCAAGAAAAUGCUUUCCGUGCCAGCUGAGGAGCAUCUGGCUCUUAACACAAGGCAUUCCCUGUCACAUACAAAAGCAGUGCCAAUUGUUACCAGGGUGACUUUUGUGUUGCGGGUAUCCCGUGAGUUAUGACGUAAAUCAGAAUUGUAGUUUCCCUGUUGUCUGACUUCCAGACUUUGUUAUAUCUUUUCCAUUAAUGGUGUAUUCUGUACCUGAUCCUCCCCAGCUCACAAAGAGAUCAUAAUACUCCACUAAUUUUGUCUAAUCAAGUAUUGUGAUAAAUGUGAACUCUGUAUAUAAGUCAGCAACCCUCAAGAUCAAUUAUUACAUGGUCACCUUGAGUACAGUUUUUAUCCCCAGAUGGUUUCAGUUUUCGUUUUUGUAAAGAGGAUCAAAUAUUUGUAUUUUUAUGUAAAUACAUAAACAUUUGGUUAAAAUAGUGUGUUUUAGUGCUAAUCCCACUCUUUUUUCUUAUAUUUUGUGAUUUAGCAAUAUGAAACAUUCAUGUACAUCAUAACUUCAGCCCCUGGAAAUAGAUAUAAACCCCUUCCCACUAAUCACGUUGUUUUGUUCUUCCACCUAACAUGCGAAUAAUCUUGUUAUUUCAGUAGGAACUAAUACAAUGUCGCUGUUAUUAUGUACUAAAGUUAGUUUAUAAUCAUGUUUUAUGAUAUUUUGAUUCAUACAAUAUCAUUUUUUUUAAUAUCCUAUUCUAAUUAUUUAUGAAGUUUGAUUUGAUUUAAAGGAACUGAACAAAUAAAAGACAGUGCUAUCUUGAGAGAUGGAAAGGUAUUGUGAUUAGUCAGUUUGUGAGGGUGAUAAAAAAA
Molecule: messenger RNA, 2770 nt
Organism: Limulus polyphemus (Atlantic horseshoe crab)
Lineage: Eukaryota; Metazoa; Arthropoda; Merostomata; Xiphosura; Limulidae
Gene: Gprk2
Product: G protein-coupled receptor kinase 2-like
Exons: 16
Coding region: 161-1972 (603 amino acids)
Biological process (GO): regulation of signal transduction; signal transduction; protein phosphorylation
Cellular component (GO): cytoplasm
Molecular function (GO): G protein-coupled receptor kinase activity; ATP binding
Source: RefSeq, a predicted model, not a curated record